ACAUUACAUCAUUCUCUAUCUCUCCUAAUUAUCUGUAGUCGUCUGUUGUCUGGAGAGUCGGUCCAGGAAUCCUGUCAGUUCAUUGAAGAUGUUCUACUUCAAGAUUUCCCUCCCGAAGUCUUUCUUCAGCGAUCAGCACUGCUUCGAGUGUUGCUCUCUCUGUGGACACUCGGCGAGGCACCGUGCCAACCGACUCGUCCAGUGUCUGUCGCUGUCUCACUAGACUCAACUCUCAACUAGUCUCCAGAACAGUCCUCCUGGAAGUGGCCUCAGCCGAUCUCUUCACUGUCAAAGAUAUACAUGUGAGCACAUGUACCCAGAAGGGACUGACUGUGGCGACAGCCGAACUGACCAAUCAGAUUCAGCAGAGGGAGUCACAUGACCUGGAGCGGCUGACCCAGGAGAUGCUGGUUCAUCUCAAGUCGUCUGAAAUGACCCUCACUGGCUACGUCUCUCGCGUGGUGGGACUGUCAACAGACCUUCUCACCAGUCUGCUGAGCAAGGCGGGGGUGGCGAGGGAGGGAGAGGUUAGGAGUGAGGCAACCUCUGGGAUUACCACAACUCUGCAACUGUUGGUGUCUGCCGUGGAGCUCCUUGAGGCAUAUGAAAAGUGUGGAGCGAGAGAAACAGAAGGAGAGGAAGAGAGAGAAACAAGCAGUCGAGAGCCUCUGCUUGGCAAUCUCUCACUCUCUGGCCCUCUGGAGACACAUCUCUAAUAAGAGCACACCAGACCACGCCCACGACUCCGCCCACCACCAGCUGGCGUGUGUCCGUGUGUGCGUUUCCCUGGCGUGCUGCCUCCAGAGAACUCUAGCCUCUACCCCAGCCGGUCUUGCCUCUCUCCCCUCUUCCCUGGCGAUUCUGAAAGACUUGGUAAUGGACGGGGUUGUAAUGGUGGCAGCUCCUCAGCUUCAUGGCUGGUUGUCCGUCUGUCUGGAGAGUAUUGAUCCGACCUCUCACCAGAUUUUGGAAGCAGUCGAGGAGUUAUUCAAGGCAUUUAAGAACAUGUCUUGUUGUCUGAAGAGUGUGAUUCGGAACCAGAAGCCACACCCACCUCGUUAUCACCUCGGAAGGAGGUGGAGCUUGCAACGGCCGCUCUGCCCUGUCUUCACGUCUUCUGUAACUCUGAGUUUGUCGGGAGAGAGAUCAGGCUGUGUGUGUCGUUGUAAACUGAAAGACGAGAAGAAUCAGGCAGACUGGAGCACCGCAAGCUGUCUCCUCCUGCGGCUGUUGGCUCACGACUCAGCCGCUGUCCAGACCACAGCUUACACCACCUUCACCGUCAGUCUCACAACAUGUACACAUACUCAGCAGCCUCAUGACUCCGCCCCUCGCACGUAUAUUUUUCUCUCUCAUUAU
Messenger RNA from Geodia barretti, 1359 nucleotides. The record is from the annotation of a GenBank genome assembly. NCBI's taxonomy places the organism in Eukaryota, Metazoa, Porifera, Demospongiae, Tetractinellida, Geodiidae.